Molecule: messenger RNA, 1326 nt
Organism: Leishmania major strain Friedlin
Lineage: Eukaryota; Euglenozoa; Kinetoplastea; Trypanosomatida; Trypanosomatidae
Exons: 1
Coding region: 1-1326 (441 amino acids)
Source: RefSeq, a predicted model, not a curated record
AUGUCCGAUGCGCCGCAUCGCCAGAGCAGCACUCCUGCAUCUUCAUUUCUGCCACCCGAGCCGCUGUGUGUGGCGGACAUUCUGUCGGAGCUGCUUCCUUUCCUCCUCGCGGCGCCGCAGCCACGUGACGGAUGCCCACCAAGCAGCUCUGCUCAGGAACCUGCUGAGAGUCCGGUCCUCCUCAUCCCACCAACCGUUGCCAGCGAGCAUCGUGUGCAGGUUUCGAUUCGUGGUCGGCGAUACGAGACGGCGCUGGAGGUGGCCCUCACGUACUCCCUCUUCUUCUUCGUGUUCUUUCACUGGCCCUUCAGUGAGGAGGACGAAAGCAGUGAUGCAGCAGGGUGCGCGAGUGACGUCGCCCACGUGAAGCGGGCGCCGCGAAGUGUCGGUGAUGCCGUUAUGGCGGCCGCCUCUGCGCGAGACUUGCCGAAGGAGGCCCACCUGCUGCGCCACUACACCCGCGUUGUGGAACCCGUGCUUCGCGUCUUCCUUGACCACUGGGCCGCACCGCUGGACGCCGCUGCAGCGGCACAAGGCGAGGGCGAAAGUGCUGCACGUGCAGAGACGGCGGAGGCGGGUGAUGCGGCACGGCUGCCGCUUCUUCCGCCGCUGCCGCAUCCCGUCCGCAUCGCCUACGACGCCUCCACGCGUGUGUGGAAGUUUGAGUUUGCCGCGCGGCUCACGGCGGGGGCAGCGGCGGAGGCGCGCUCUGGACGCCAGUGUGAUGAUAGCAGCGCAGCUGUGUCAUUGGCCGCCGCCGAUGGGUGCGCCGCCGUAGCGACCGACAAGCUCAACAACAGUCCCUUUCUCCUGCUCCAGAGUGAGUACAUGGGACUGCUGCUGGUGUUCCUGCGCCGGUGUGCCAAGGUACGCGCGGAGAGGCGGGCUGCAGGUGAAGGUGCUGCGGCCUGCGCCCUGGCACCGUACCCCUCCCUGCCCAUCCGCUGGGAGGAAAUGAACUACGACGAGCAGCUAUCUGUUGUCCAGCUUAUUCGGCGCUUCGGCGUGGUAUCGCUGGCGCGCACGUACACGCGUCCGACGGCACCCGAGACCACGUCGCUGUACAUUGGUGAGGAAGCGGCGGCGGCGACGGCCCGGGUAAAGGUGGAGGGGGACGCCUGCUCGCUGCGCGCGCGCGCCUCAGAGUCCAUGGGCAAGCAGCAACAGAAAAUACAGCAGGCGGCGAGUGUCGCUGUCGACACCGCCGAAGUGGUCAAGAAGGAGCGGUGCAUCAACGAGGAUGACUUUGAUGGACUCGUGCUAUCCGCGAAGGGAUGCGCGCGAUGUGGCAUGGCUGAGCACUCCACGGAGGAGUGCCACUUCUAA